UUCAUCACAAUCAGUUCGCUGCAGUAUACAUGGGUUUCAACCAAGUUUUAGCCUGUUGCUAUAGGCUGAUCGUAACGACUGUCAGAUGUAAGGCUCACUUAGUGCAGACAUGAGGUGUUGCGGCCUUGAAACUGUGAUCAUUUUUGGACUCUUCCACUACGGGUCUGCUAUAGUCUGCUACGAGUGUAACAGCGCCAUCAACACCAUGUGCUCGGACGCCAUUCUGCCGGAGAACUUGAAGCGGAACUGCUCGGACCACGACCGAGGAGUCACUCAUACACUUUGCAGGAAGAUCGUCCAGCACGUGGAAUUCGAUGUCAAUGGUCACAUGCCGACCGACAGAGUCAUCAGAAGCUGUGGAUGGGAUGAAACUAAAUACAAGGGUGCUUGUUACCAUCGCUCCGGCUUCGGUGGUCGCCAGGAAGUAUGCUCCUGUACAAAAGAUCUGUGCAACAGCGCCCAUGGACACCAUUCUUCUAUAUUCAUGGCGUUCACUUCCCUCGUAAUAGUAUUUGUUCACAAGUAUGUCACUCCAAUGGCGUGCUCACGAAAACGAAACUACUUGUAAUACUAUUAAUGAAAAUGUGCCAAUUUUUUUAAUUAUACCAUUAUUACAAAUUUCUGAAUUGCCAUAUGUGCAAUGUGUUACAUGGAUUUAACAGAUGUUAGUGUCAUUACAGGUUUAUUAAACUACAAUAUGCUUAAUAUAUUACAUCUAUGUAAUGUGCUUUUAGUUUUAUUUGUAGGUGACGAAAUAAAUACGAAUUUAUUUUAG
Molecule: messenger RNA, 775 nt
Organism: Bicyclus anynana (squinting bush brown)
Lineage: Eukaryota; Metazoa; Arthropoda; Insecta; Lepidoptera; Nymphalidae
Exons: 4
Coding region: 110-568 (152 amino acids)
Biological process (GO): regulation of synaptic transmission, cholinergic; sleep; positive regulation of voltage-gated potassium channel activity
Source: RefSeq, a predicted model, not a curated record